Molecule: messenger RNA, 1537 nt
Organism: Trypanosoma cruzi
Lineage: Eukaryota; Euglenozoa; Kinetoplastea; Trypanosomatida; Trypanosomatidae
Product: dispersed gene family protein 1 (DGF-1), putative
Exons: 1
Source: RefSeq, a predicted model, not a curated record
GUCGUGGGGUGCCUGACGCUCAACGGGCAGGCGCUGCGGCCAAUGGAGUACAGAUCUGCCGGCAUCAUCGGGAAAUUCCGCCCCGUGGCGUGUGGCGUGUGCGACGCCGACGUGAGCUGCUUUGCCGCUGCGACGAGGACGAUGUCGAGGUCGUGCGGCUGCCGCUGUGCUGAGGGCGGGUACGGGCGCGACUGCCUGCCGGUGUACCUGCCGCACGUGGACGGAUGCAACCGCACGCCUGCCCUGCCGCUGCUGAGCCACACGGCGACGCUGACGGAGACGCGCAGCCCGACACCAAGUUCGACAUCGAGCCCGAGCGCAGCGCACUACAGUCCGACGCCGUACGGGCCGACGGAGGCGCUGCAGGUGACGGAGACGGUGGCGCUGUCGCCCACGCGGACCUCGACGGCGUCGGUGAGCAGCACGUUGUGGUGGAGCGAUGUGGCGUGCCCGACGCUUGCUGUGACGACGACGGCGGCUGGUGGGAGCCUGACGCAGAACGACAUCCGCGGCGGUGGGAGCGCCGUCCCGACGCGGCUGAUGGUGGCGCUGCCGCCGCCGUUUCGAUGGGCACGCGAACCGCAGCUCGGCACGUACCUGAGCUUCGUUCCUGUGUUGACGGCGCAACCGAGUGGGUUUGGCGGUCCGUGGGGAGCGAUGCUGCGCAACGCGACGUGGGUGCGCAACGCGACGAAUCCGUCCACCGUCCUGGAGCUGGCUGUGCCCGUGCACCGCGGUUACUUCAUUGGUGCCGACGAGACGAUAGUCAUUCGCUGCGACGCUGUGGCGGUGUCCGGCGGCUGCAAGGGUGUGCUGCUUGGGUCCUUCACGAUCAGGUCUGACACGCUGCCCGCUGCUGCCAACGCCCUCUCGGCGAUCACCGGCGUUGUUGCGGGUGCGGCGGCUGUUGCCGUGGUGGUGACCGGCGGGCUGGGCUCCAUUCUGGAGAUGCAGGCGCUCGGCGUGUUUGCGAGGAUGUCAUGCGCCUCGGCGCAGGAGCGUGCGAGCACCGCUGCGCUGCCGUACUUCCUGUCGGUGUUCGCUGCCCUUGAUCCGCUGUGGAUGGUGGUGGGCAACGCGCUGCUCGCCGCUGUGUUCGGGUGCGUGCACCGCGGUGUGACGGCCGCCUUCCAGCGGUGGCGCGGCGUGGACGCGGCGACUGCGUGGGCGGCGAUGCGCUUCCCGAGCCUGACGUACGUCGUGGCGCACGCGAUGCACCUCGGCAUUUUCUUCGGCUCCGUGCUUGCACUGGCGAUGCCCGGCGCCCGCGUGCAGCACCGCGUGGUCGGCGUCGUUGGCGUGCUGUACGGUGUGGCGUUCCCUGCUGGCGUGUGCUACUUGAUUGCCCGCCACACGGGCGCGAGCUUCACGAGGUACUGGCAGUUUUCGAGGAAGCCGCUGCACGAGCGCCUGCUGUACCCCGUCGGGUAUUGGCACCCCGCGGCGCAGCAGCGGAUGUACGGCAGCAUGCUGACGAACAUGAAGGGCAGCCACGUGUACUGGUGCGUGUUCCAGCUGUCGGUGCUGUGUGUGGUGG